GGAAAAAAAAACGGAAGUGACGAGUGUUCAUUUUAAACCAUGCUUGAAUGGAGGUGACCUUAGUGGAUAAUCUAAUAGUUAAAUUUAAGUCUUAUUCGUUAUCGGUCCCUCGUUUUAUGCGAUUGCCCCGUGUUGCUUAAUACGAAAGCGGUCUUUAAAAGUAUUGAGAAGGACGAACAGACAUGGCGGAGGCUCACCAAGCACGCGUUCAGGCUGUGGUGGAAGAAAUGGUCCAAACUCUGGAGAGGGAUCACAUCCGCAAAAUGCAGGCUCGCAUGUUCAAGUGCAGCGCGGACUGCUGUGAUCGCCCCACGGACACCAUGACCCAGGUGCAUCAGUGUAUCGACAGGUGUCACAGUCCUCUGGCCAAAGCCCAGGGCUUCGUCACAUCCGAGCUGGAGAAGUUUCAGGACCGUCUGGCCAGAUGCACAAUGCACUGCAACGACAAGGCAAAGGAUCUGUUUGACUCCGGUGCCAAGGAACCGGCUGUCCGGUCCCUGAUGGAGAGAUGUGUGGGCAGUUGCGUGGACGACCACAUGAACCUCAUUCCCAGCAUGACUCGUAGAAUCCAGGAGAACCUGGACGCUAUACCCCAAUGAGACGACAAACAACGCUUGUCCUGAGUUCGCUCGGAUCAUUGACUACAAAGUGGAAGUAAAAAGGCACGAGCACUGGCGUCAGAACACGGCAUCCGCAGGGCCCGGUAUCCCAUGCAGUUCAAAUCAUGCAUCAGGUGUUGCGCUGUCACACGUAUAUAAGUUGUCAUUCGACCUCCCAAAGUAGGGAGAUAUGUUUCCGUAAAACCAUUACAAUUACAUUUGACUGCAUUUCUUUUAGAACGUGGCAAAAAAAACAACUUACCUCAUACAUAUAGAAUAUGAGGUAGCGGCAAACCUCAUGUUGAAGCGCGAGGUCACCUGUCAAAUCAUGUGAUUUAAGAUGUUUUUUUUCAGAGUUUACAAGUAAUA
This is a messenger RNA of Syngnathoides biaculeatus (alligator pipefish), 968 nucleotides long. It is a transcript of the gene timcc, whose product is annotated as family with sequence similarity 136 member A. The record is from RefSeq and is a predicted model, not a curated record. Gene Ontology annotation, cellular component: cytoplasm. The coding region runs from base 183 to 599 and encodes 138 amino acids. NCBI's taxonomy places the organism in Eukaryota, Metazoa, Chordata, Actinopteri, Syngnathiformes, Syngnathidae. The transcript has 3 exons.